AGAUUAAAAUUUUUUUAUCUGAGAAGAUAUGUCAGCAAGCAUGCAAAUUAAGAUUGGAAUCAUUGGAGGCUCUGGCCUUGAUGACCCAGACAUAUUGGAGGGAAGGACUGAGAAAUAUGUAGACACACCUUAUGGAAAGCCUUCAGAUGCCCUUAUAAUGGGGAAGAUCAAAAAUGUUGAAUGUGUGCUCCUUGCAAGGCAUGGGAGACAGCACACCAUCAUGCCAACCGACGUCAACUACCAGGCUAACAUCUGGGCGUUGCGAGAGGAGGGCUGCACACAUCUCCUGGUCACCACGGCAUGUGGUUCCCUCCGGGAAGAGAUCCAACCAGGAGACAUCGUCAUCAUCGACCAGUUCAUAGACAGUGACUGAUGCUGAGUGUGUGUACAGUAUUCCAACCUGGGGCAAGGCAACAACAAAGGCCAUGGUGUCAAACAGAAACAGACGGUGGCAUCCAGGCUCACAUUACUCAUCUCUGAAGGCCACGUUCUCUGACUGGUAUUUCUGAUAGUCAACGACUCAACUAUCAUCCCACAGCCACCCACCCGUUCAUCUGUCUCAUUUCCUCAUUCCCUAAAAGAACCAAUAAGAGAAGGAAAGAGAUUGUGUGUCAUGAUUGGUGGAUAGGCGAUGCUCUGAAAUGGACUCUGCACUGAGGGCCCGGGACUUGGCGGAGUACAGCUGCCACGUGUGUCACGUUGUGGCUAGAGCUGCGUCCUGAGAGGAAACCAACACUUUUUAAAACAUUUUUUUUAAAGAACUGACAGGACUUAUAGGGUUUUAAGGGCUGCUGGUUUGAAACGGGGGUUUUUGUUUUGUUCAAUAUGUGGUUUUCUAGUUUCUUGUGAAGGAGGAGGACAGUGAGGUUUUGAAUGAACUGAGACCUAGGAUCUGAUGAGGUUGUUCUGUUGACUGGCUGUUUGAUACCUUUUUGUAGGAAGUGCUUGUAUUACCUGAAGCGUUGUGGAAUGUGCUUAGGGCGUGAAUUGUGACAUACCG
Oncorhynchus mykiss (rainbow trout) is the source of this 1000-nucleotide messenger RNA. RefSeq names its product methylthioadenosine phosphorylase. NCBI's taxonomy places the organism in Eukaryota, Metazoa, Chordata, Actinopteri, Salmoniformes, Salmonidae. The record is from RefSeq and is marked provisional. Gene Ontology annotation, biological process: nucleoside metabolic process. Gene Ontology annotation, molecular function: S-methyl-5-thioadenosine phosphorylase activity. Gene Ontology annotation, cellular component: cytosol.